AUGGUCGUGAGUGCUGCCAAGAAAGCCGAAGGGGCAGCCGGUCGCCCCAAGUACAGCGAGAUGGUCGCCUCCGCCAUCACAGCCUUGAAGGAGCGGAGUGGUUCUUCCCGUCAGGCGAUCCUCAAGUACGUCCUGACCUUCUACGGGGUCGAGGACGAGAAGAAAGCAGGCGUUCAUGUCCGGCUGGCGCUGAAGAAGGGCGUAGCCGGCGGGUCUCUUGUCCAGGUGAAGGGGACGGGGGCCUCUGGCUCUUUCAAGCUAGCUAAGAUUGAAGGCAAGGCGGAGGGAAGGAAACCCGCUGCGAGUAAAGGCGGGAGCAAAGCGAAGAAACCGGUCGCGAAGAAGACCACUGUCAAGAAACUGGCCGACAAAAAGACCUCAGCGAAGAAAAUAUCCGCCAAAAAGAUCACAGCCAAAAAAGACGUGACGAAGAAAUCCAGUACGAAGAAGGAAUCACUGAAGAAAAACACAAAGGAAAAGGUUUCAACAAAGAAAGCCACAGCCAAGAAACCGACGACGAAGAAAACCGCGCUCAAGCAGCCAACCACUAAGAAAAUGACCAAGAAAACCGGGAAAUCUCGUCCCUCAGCGACCUCGUUUAAGCUCCAAGGGGCCCUGAAGGAGCGCAACGGGUUCUCCCGCCAAGCCAUCCUCAGGUUCAUCCUCGCUUCCUUCCAGGAAGGCGCUGGGGAGGGGCGUUACCGGUGGGUCCCUGCAGCAGACCAAGGGCACCGGCGCCUCCGGCUCCUUCAGGCUCUCCAGGAUUAG
Messenger RNA from Penaeus indicus, 768 nucleotides. RefSeq names its product histone H1-delta-like. The transcript has 2 exons. Bases 1 to 768 code for a protein of 255 amino acids. The record is from RefSeq and is a predicted model, not a curated record. Gene Ontology annotation, cellular component: nucleus; nucleosome. Gene Ontology annotation, biological process: nucleosome assembly; negative regulation of DNA recombination; chromosome condensation. Lineage: Eukaryota; Metazoa; Arthropoda; Malacostraca; Decapoda; Penaeidae. Gene Ontology annotation, molecular function: structural constituent of chromatin; double-stranded DNA binding; nucleosomal DNA binding.